UUUAGUCAAUCAAGCAACCUGACGGUACAUUUGAGAACGCACACUAGAGAGAAAUCUUAUAGCUGUGAUCAAUGUGGGAAGAGUUUUACUACAUCUACCAGUCUGACUAUACACCAGAGAAUACACACAGGAGAGAAACCUUAUAGCUGUGAUCAAUGCGGGAAGAGUUUUAGUCAAUCAAGCAAGCUGAUGGUACAUUUGAGAAUGCACACAGGAGAGAAAUCUUAUAGCUGUGAUCAAUGCGGGAAGAGUUUUACUCAAUCAAGCUGCCUGAUAGUACAUCAGAGAACACACACAGGAGAGGAACCUUAUAGCUGUGACCAUUGUGGGAAGAAUUUUACUUCAUCUAGCCAGCUGACUAUCCACCAGAGAACGCACACAGGAGAGAAACCUUAUACUGCUCUGACAAUCUGUGAUGAAUGUGGGAAGAGUUUUAGUCGAUCAAGCAUCCUGAUGGUACAUUUGAGAACGCACACUGGAGAGAAA
Messenger RNA from Coregonus clupeaformis (lake whitefish), 486 nucleotides. RefSeq names its product zinc finger protein 239-like. Lineage: Eukaryota; Metazoa; Chordata; Actinopteri; Salmoniformes; Salmonidae. Gene Ontology annotation, biological process: regulation of transcription by RNA polymerase II. The transcript has 2 exons. The record is from RefSeq and is a predicted model, not a curated record. The annotation marks the transcript as partial. Gene Ontology annotation, molecular function: RNA polymerase II cis-regulatory region sequence-specific DNA binding; DNA-binding transcription factor activity, RNA polymerase II-specific.